Oncorhynchus kisutch (coho salmon) is the source of this 1683-nucleotide messenger RNA. Its product is annotated as alpha-2Db adrenergic receptor-like. The transcript has a single exon. Gene Ontology annotation, cellular component: plasma membrane. The record is from RefSeq and is a predicted model, not a curated record. Gene Ontology annotation, biological process: G protein-coupled receptor signaling pathway. Gene Ontology annotation, molecular function: epinephrine binding; alpha2-adrenergic receptor activity. Lineage: Eukaryota; Metazoa; Chordata; Actinopteri; Salmoniformes; Salmonidae. The coding region runs from base 394 to 1683 and encodes 429 amino acids.
UCCCUCUCUCUCUGAAAUGAUACCCCUCUCCACUCCCACACUACACUACUAGGGAACACGACGAAUGCGCAUCAACCAGAUUAAAGUGGGAACUUCAGGCUGCUAUCUGACCCUGGUUUCUUGGAGUGCCGUCGUACUCAAGGGAACCAUGCAUUCCAAACAUUAUUCUUUCCUUGCACAAAUACAAACUGUAGCGUGGCCAGGAAUCGCCGGAAACUUGUGCGCUUGCACUGAAAACAAAACACUGGAAGGAUGUUACUUUUCUUGGUCAAUUGGUCUGUGAUUUCGAUUGAACUGUGAUGUUUCCACAUAAUCUGUACAGCGGUUAGAUGAAAGAUUACUUUGAUCAAACUGCGCAAUUUGCGAUCCUCGCCCUGUCUAUCCCUGAUUGGAAUGCGAGAGGAGAAUGGGGAGGAAAAGACGUGUCUAUCCAGAAUGGAUAUAACCUCAACCACUUUUGCUGCGCCGAACUCAUCAGAGGAUACGAAUUCCACGAGUGCCCCGAGGCCUCUACCUCACUCCCAGAGCGCCGCCGUCUUCAUCGUGCUCAUGGUCACUGUUAUCAUUCUGGUGACGAUCGUGGGAAAUGUACUGGUUGUGGUGGCCGUUUUCACCAGCCGUGCGCUCCGUGCGCCGCAGAAUCUCUUCCUUGUCUCCUUGGCAUCGGCAGAUAUCUUAGUGGCUACCUUGGUCAUACCUUUCUCCCUCGCCAACGAGGUCAUGGGUUACUGGUACUUUGGGAGCACCUGGUGUGCCUUCUACCUGGCCCUUGACGUCCUCUUCUGCACGUCCUCCAUUGUGCACCUCUGCGCCAUAAGCCUGGACAGGUACUGGUCUGUAACCAAAGCUGUUAGCUAUAACCUGAAGAGGACGCCAAAGCGUAUUAAGUGUAUGAUCACCGUCGUCUGGGUCAUAUCUGCGGUCAUCUCUUUCCCACCGUUGCUUAUGACCAAACACGACGAGCACGAGUGCUUGCUCAACAACGAAACAUGGUAUAUUCUCUCGUCUUGCCUGGUCUCAUUUUUCGCCCCUGGACUAAUCAUGAUUCUGGUAUAUUGUAAAAUAUAUAGAGUGGCCAAGCAGCGCGCAUCGACCGUGUUCGCGGCCAAGAACGGGAUGGAGAGACAGCCUUUGGAGUCGGAAACUUGCUUUGUGCCCAGGGGGAAAUUUGAGGUGGAGAGCCCCAGCAGCCCCAGUUUAGGUGGCCACCCACGGAAAGGAGAGCUGGACGAUAUAGACCUGGAAGAGACCUGUGCCCCCGAUAGCAAACCCAAGAAAUCCCACUUCUCCAAGAGAGGGAAAGUGGAGGGUGCGAACACGUUCACAAAACAGAGUUGCCGCGCGCCAUCGGCUUCGAAACGCAACGCACCGCUCUCUCAGGACCAAAGGACGAGACAGAUGUCACUGUCAAAGACAAAACUGGCACAGAUGCGUGAAAAGCGCUUUACAUUUGUCCUUGCAGUGGUGAUGGGGGUGUUUGUCCUCUGCUGGUUCCCCUUCUUUUUUACAUACAGUCUGCACGCAAUAUGCAGAGAUAGUUGCCCGAUUCCGGAUGCUCUCUUCAAUCUGUUUUUCUGGAUUGGUUACUGCAACAGUUCAGUGAACCCUAUCAUUUAUACAAUAUUUAAUCGCGAUUUUCGGAGAUCUUUCAAAAAGAUCAUAUGCCAGACUUCACACACAUAA